UAACUAUAACUAAUACUUAAAGACUAUCAAUAGUUUUUGUUAAUGAAGAGUAUUGGAUCAAUUUGUUGUCAAAUAAAGUGAUUUACAUUUGAUUUGUAAGAAAUUAUUUAUCACUUGUUUGUCGACAAUUUAGUUUGUGAUCAUUGGACACAAUGCAAGCGCAACCAAUUCAAAUGUCUUCAGCUCAAGCCAUGUAUCACGUCAUCAAUAAUCCGAUGAUUAAUACGAAUAAUACGGAUCUGAAGAACCAAUUGAGUCAAUUGAAUAACGAAAACCAACAAUUGAGAAGAAAAUUGAAUACUAAGAACAAUGAGUGCGAGAAAUUCAAGAUGAAGGCCAAGGAGGCCAGGGAUGAGUGCGAACAAUACAAACAAAUGGUUAAUCAGUUUUCACAAUCAGUCAACUCUGUCAAUGGCAACAAUUCGUUAAACCUAUCGGUUAACCCGAUGGCCACAAUGUCUAAUAUGUCGAUGCCGUCCACAUCGGGCCCUAAUGUUGGCGCCGGUGGUAAACGUAAACGAAAGAACCAACAGUCGCAACACUACCAAUGCUGCUGUUGUGACAGCGACAAGAAGUAUGUCUGUGAGUUUGAGAACUGCGGCAAACGUUUCCGACAGAAACCACAUUUGGACGCACAUCAGGCCAUACAUACUGGUCGCCGGUAUGCAUGCGAUUGGCCUCAAUGUGGCAAAAGUUUUGUACGUAAAUACAAUUUGGCCGAACAUCAGAAACUUCAUUCGACAAUYAAUCCAAAUAUGUGUGAUUAUCCUAAUUGUGGCAAAUGUUUUAGCAGUAAAUACAGUCUAACCCGUCAUCAGAGCGCACAACACAACCAAACUUUGCAGUCAACCGAUGCCCGCCGACAAAUGCUUCUCAAUUCAGACCAAUAAUACACUCAUUCAGUGGUUAACUCAUUGACUCAACUAUUUUAAGUUAACCACAAAUACUAUUAUAUUAUAUAAAU
This is a messenger RNA of Oppia nitens, 964 nucleotides long. Its product is annotated as zinc finger protein ZFP2-like. The transcript has a single exon. The coding region runs from base 153 to 890 and encodes 245 amino acids. Lineage: Eukaryota; Metazoa; Arthropoda; Arachnida; Sarcoptiformes; Oppiidae. The record is from RefSeq and is a predicted model, not a curated record.